Molecule: messenger RNA, 567 nt
Organism: Drosophila willistoni
Lineage: Eukaryota; Metazoa; Arthropoda; Insecta; Diptera; Drosophilidae
Exons: 2
Coding region: 6-461 (151 amino acids)
Source: RefSeq, a predicted model, not a curated record
ACAAAAUGCAGCAGUAUCAGAUCCUCAAGAAUUUGUGCCUUAUCAUUGCCUUUAGCUCAAUGGUGAUCACAGUUCUGGCUACUUGCAACUCUUGCCAAAGCAAUGGCUUAAGUUGUGUCAAUGAAACACAUUUCAAGGUCUGCGUCGACAAUGUUGAAACGGAUAACUCUGUACUGUCCUGUGGUGCUAAUAAAAUCUGCACAUCCUUGGGUAUCGGUUGCUUCGAGAAUGUCGACGGUGUCGAACCGUCCUGUACGACAACCAGCAACUGUGCCGGCUGCGAUGGUUCCUUUUUGUUUGCCUGCACGAGUCGCACCACCUUCACCCAGUGUAAUGGAACCACUGCUGGCACUGAGGUCCUUACUUGCCCAGAGAAUAAAGUCUGUGACAUGAAUUCGGGUAAAUUUUGUGUGGACGAAUGUGAAGUGACCACUCUGGAAUGCAACAAAGCUGCACCUUAGUCGAAAAUUCAUUGUGAAUUCCGUUUAAUAAGUAAGAUGCUGUAAAUCUAAACCCAAAUAUUUAAAUGCCAAUAAAAAUGUACAUUGUUUUUUCUAUACAAAUUAA